GAAUGUGAAGUCACAUCCAGAAGUCAACCCCGAAUAUACAAAAUGGCAACCAGUCCAGUAAUCCUGUUUUUCAUCAUAUGUAUCAGUUCGAUGUAUUGUCUUGCCGAUGAUUAUGUCAUCAUACAGUCUAAAACGUCGGGAAUGGUCUUAGAUGGAAACCACUACUAUGUCAGAGCAAGGCUGGCAGAUGGUUCAAUAGGUCAAAAAUGGAAUUUGACGUCUACUAAAAUUGGACGAUUUAUAAUAACCAAUGCUAGAAAUGGGCAUGUUCUGGAUGUUCAACAUGGCUGCAAACUUGGAAAUACGAGUAAUGUGAUUGUUUAUAAAAAUCACUUUGGUAGAAAUCAGGAAUUUUAUAUAAAUAGUGAUGGAACGAUAGUUUCGUCCUGUGAUAAUAAUGAAAUUAUCGAAAUGAAGGAUGGAAAGGUUGAAGUAUGUGGUAAAGAAGAACCUUGCAGUAGCGGGGACGUAUUUUUCAAAAUUCUAGAAACCAAAUGAAAACCUUUCUUCAUCUGUAUUUGUUGUGCAAAUUCGUUUUUGUGGAAUAAAUAAUCAAAAACUUUU
Messenger RNA from Leptinotarsa decemlineata (Colorado potato beetle), 564 nucleotides. RefSeq lists its product as uncharacterized. The record is from RefSeq and is a predicted model, not a curated record. Lineage: Eukaryota; Metazoa; Arthropoda; Insecta; Coleoptera; Chrysomelidae.